Molecule: messenger RNA, 1313 nt
Organism: Oryctolagus cuniculus (rabbit)
Lineage: Eukaryota; Metazoa; Chordata; Mammalia; Lagomorpha; Leporidae
Source: RefSeq, a predicted model, not a curated record
UCCGACGGAGGAUUCCUGAGCGGUGUCGAGGAACACUCCAGAAAGGCUUAUCUCUGCGAGCGUUCCUGCUCCCCAUCAACACCUCAGCAAGAGGCACCAAAUGUCAUCUGAAAUGUCACCAGCGUUUAUCGAGACUUCUAAUGUUGAAAGAAAGGAAGACUUAGGUGAAGGUCAAGAGGAGAGCCAGAAGCCAGAAGGUGAAGGGGUUGAACCAAUAUCUAAAUGACAAAUGAAGAAGCUAAUAAAACAGAAACAGUGGGAGGAACAACGAGAACUCCGCAAACAAAAGCUGAAAGAAAAACGCAAGAGAAAAAAAUUAGAGCGACAAUGUCAACUGGACUCAAACUCAGAUGGAAAUGACAGAAAACGUGUGCGAAAACAUGCUGUUCACAGCACACUCCGCCUUGUCAUUGACUGCAGUUUUGAUGACUUGAUGGUAUUAAAGGAUAUUAAAAAACUUCAUAAGCAGAUUCAACGAUGUUAUGCAGAAAACCGACGUGCACUGCAUCCUGUGCAGUUUUACUUGACAAGCCAUGGAGGCCAGCUGAAAAAGAAUAUGGAUGAAAGUGACAAAGGAUGGGUCAACUGGAAGGAUAUCAACAUCAAAUCAGAGCACUAUACUGAACUCAUUAAAAAAGAAGACUUGAUUUAUCUGACAUCAGACUCACCUAAUGUACUGGAGGAAUUAGAUGAAUCAAAGGCUUAUGUGAUUGGAGGAUUAGUAGAUCACAACCAUCACAAGGGAAUCACAUAUAAACAAGCAUCAGAUUAUGGAAUUGACCAUGCACAUUUCCCCCUUGGAAAUUUUGUGAAGAUGAAUAGUAGAAAAGUUUUGGCUGUUAAUCAUGUGUUUGAGAUUAUUCUGGAAUACCUAGAAAGAAGAGAUUGGCAAGAAGCAUUUUGCACCAUUUUACCCCAAUGGAAAGGAGCUGUUCCUACAGACAGAACCUGUGAAAGUUCUCGGGAAGAGCAGUCUGCCCAGGUUGAAGAUGGAUCAGACAGUGAUUCCAGUGAGGGGGAGGACAGCAGAAAUGAAGCAGAUUCACCACAUGCAGAAGAAAAGCAGGAUAAGGAAAACAGCACUGAAUCUACAGUCCCUGCUAAUGGCCUGGGAAAAGCAGUGGAAGAUGGCCCGAGUAUUUGGGCCCCUGCCACCCAUGUGGGAAACCCAGAUGAAACUCCUAGCUCUUGACUUCAGCCUGCCCAGGGCUGACUGUUAUGGCCAUCUGAGGAGUGAACAUGUGAAUGGAAGACCUCUCUCUCUAUUUCAUUGUAACUCCGACUUUCAAAAAACAAAAUAAAUAAAUUAAAAA